Messenger RNA from Capsicum annuum, 4116 nucleotides. Its product is annotated as probable receptor-like protein kinase At1g30570. The transcript has a single exon. The coding region runs from base 935 to 3544 and encodes 869 amino acids. Gene Ontology annotation, biological process: protein autophosphorylation. Lineage: Eukaryota; Viridiplantae; Streptophyta; Magnoliopsida; Solanales; Solanaceae. Gene Ontology annotation, molecular function: ATP binding; transmembrane receptor protein tyrosine kinase activity. Gene Ontology annotation, cellular component: plasma membrane; plasmodesma. The record is from RefSeq and is a predicted model, not a curated record.
AGGGAGCCAUGUUUUGAUCAAGUACAAAUUUUACCAGUUCCUCCCCUGUUAGCAAUACAAAAGCUUAUAGCAGACAAGUUAGGAACUACUUUCUCCAGAAAGGUUGCACUUCAAGAUGCUUCUAAGCAAAACAAUAUCUAUUCUCGGGCUGUAUUAAGGGAUCCUACGGGCCCAAUACUUUUACGCUGUAAUGCUACUUAAAUAUUUAUAAUACUACAUCCCUCUUCAUCAAAAAAAAAUAAAAAAAAAUCAUGCCAAAUAAUAUAAAUAAAUAAAUCUGUAGUAAUAAGCUUAAAACAAAAGGUUGUUACAGCAGUUGCAACAAAUACUCAUGGAGUAAUAAAAUAAUACACAUAUAGUGUUGAUAUAAGAAGCCAUUUCUAUAAACAAAAACAAAAAAGAAGAGAGUGCAAUAUAUGAAUGUUUCCAGUCUGUUUCAAACAACUCCAGCCUACCCAUGUUCCUCUUUUCUCCUCAAAUUUUAGCAAAAACAUAAAAAAAUACAUUAAAAUGAAGCUCCUUUCCCAAUAAUCAACGUUUUUGGACUCAAUUUGUCGCCAUUUUGAAAAUUGUUUUGUUUUUUCUGUUUUGCUUACCAUUGUCUCCAAGAACUGAAGUUUUGAUCAUUUUCUUGAUUUUAGAUCUGUUUGCCGAUAUGUUUCUUUUUUCUUUUUUUACUGAAACUGUUCAUUUUGAAGAUAUAUACUAGUGGUUUUUGGUUAUUUUUACAUGUUAUUGAAGCUUCUGAGUCUCCUAUGAUAGAUUGAUUAAGGUAUUUUCUUGAUAUUUAUGGUUAAAUCUUGAUUCUGUGCUGCAAAGAUACGUAGAUUGUUUUUGUUUGCUGUGGUUUUCAGUUUUGAGACUAAACUUGAAAGUGUAGAUAGUAUCAAAAAGGAAGAAACUUGGUGUGGAGGUGUAUUGGGAUAGUGGAGUUAUGAAAGUCAAUGGUAGGGAGGUGUUUGGGAUAUUUUUUCAUUUUUUGGUAUUAGUUGUGUUUGUUGAAAUUGGUGAAGCUCAAACAAAGACAUUUCUGGUAAAUUGUGGUACAAAUUCUAGUGUUAAUGUGGAUGGUAGUAGAUGGAUAGGUGAUUCUGUCCCUGGUAGUAAUGUUACUUUGAGUUCACCAGGUAUUGAGGCAUAUACUGACUCAUUUACUGGUGAUCCUUCUUAUGAGCCACUUUACAAAACUGCCAAAUUUUUUUCUGAAAGUUUCAACUAUAGUUUCAAAGGAGCACCUGGUAGUUAUUUCCUUAGGCUCCAUUUCUAUCCCUUUACAUUUGGGAAUCGUGAUGCGAAUGAGUCUUACUUUGCUGUUGCUGCAAAUGGUUUGAAGUUGGUUUCGGAGUUUAAUGUUGCUGGUGAGAUUUUGCACAAGAACUCUCUCCUGCAAGGUUCAGGAGGCAACUCCAGUAUCUUCUCGUUGGUGAAGGAGUAUUUUGUGACAUCUGAUAUCGAUGUCUUUGUGCUUGAGUUUACUCCGAAAAAGGAUUCUUUUGGAUUUGUUAAUGCCAUUGAGAUCAUCUCGGUAAUUGAUAAGCUAUUUGUUGACUCUAUCAGUAAAGUUGGUGGCAAUGGUGCUAACAGUUCUUUAAAUUUGAGUAAACGAGGGAUUCAAACUAUGUACCGGUUGAACAUUGGUGGUUCAGCAAUUAAAUCCACUCAAGAUUCAGGGUUCAGGAGGAAGUGGGAGGCGGAUUCAAGCUAUAUGAUUAUCGCAGAUGCAGGUGCAGAAGCCAAAAACCAUUCCAACAUUACCUAUGCUUCCCCAAAUGACACCUCUGUUGCUCCUCUUAUUGUGUAUGAAACAGCAAGAAUUAUGAGCAACACAGAUGUCAUGGAGAAGCGGUUGAAUAUGUCGUGGAAAUUGGAUGUUGAUCCAGAUUUUGAUUAUGUAAUCCGCUUACAUUUCUGUGAGUUUGACUAUAAUAAACCAAAUCAAAGGAUCUUCAAAAUAUAUAUAAAUAACAAAACUGCAGCAGACAACUACGACAUUUUCUCACGAGCUGGGGGAAUGAACAAAGCAUACCAUGAGGAUUACUUUGAUGCGAUGUCCUCGAAAAGCAGCAGUCUCUGGGUUCAACUUGGUCCAGAUACAACAACUGGUUCUGCAGGCACUGAUGCUCUUUUGAAUGGUUUGGAGGUUUUCAAGUUGAGUCGCAAUGGUAACCUUGCAUAUGUACAGAAAUACGAGGAUGUUCCAGAAAAAUCAACUUCAAAAAGUUUAAUCCUGUGGGUAGGAAUUGGAUCAGGUAUUGCAUCCAUUAUCUUUCUUGCAGGUUUAGUCAUUUUUAUUAUAUGGCUAUGUAGAAGGUGGGGUAGCAAAGAUGAGACAAAGAAAAACUCGCCUGGAUGGAAGCCUGUAUUCCUUCAUGGAGCUGCUGUGACCAGCACUGGUAAUGGUAAGGGAUCAAUACAAUAUCAAAGUCUUGGAACUCUAAGAUCUGGAAGGCGGUUUACUCUUGCAGAGAUUAAAGCAGCCACAAACAACUUUGAUGAAAGCUUAGUGAUUGGAGUGGGAGGAUUUGGUAAAGUUUUCAAAGCAGCACUUGAUGAUGGCACCCUCGCUGCAAUCAAGCGAGCCAAUCCUCAAUCUCAACAAGGUCUGAAAGAAUUUGAAACAGAAAUUGAAAUGCUUUCUAAGCUAAGGCACAGGCAUUUGGUCUCCAUGAUAGGUUUCUGCGAUGAACAGAAUGAAAUGAUUUUGGUCUAUGAGUAUAUGGCCAAUGGAACACUCAGGAGUCAUCUCUUUGGCAGUGGUCUACCAUCCCUAAGCUGGAAGCAAAGACUAGAGGUGUGUAUUGGUUCAGCUCGUGGUCUGCAUUACCUUCACACAGGGUCAGAGCGUGGAAUCAUACAUAGGGAUGUCAAGACAACCAACAUAUUGUUAGAUGAGAACCUUGUGGCGAAAAUGGCAGAUUUUGGUCUGUCUAAAACUGGCCCUUCUUUGGAGCAUACUCAUGUCAGUACAGCAGUGAAAGGAAGUUUUGGUUAUCUGGAUCCAGAGUAUUUCAGGAGGCAGCAGUUGACUGAGAAAUCUGAUGUUUACUCCUUUGGGGUUGUACUGGUUGAAGUUAUAUGUGCACGUCCUGUUAUAAAUCCAAGCUUACCGAAAGAUCAGAUCAAUCUUGCAGAAUGGGCAAUGCGGUUUCAACGAAUAAAAUCCCUUGAAACUAUCAUUGAUCCACAACUCGCAGGACAAUAUUCCACAGAAUCAUUGAUGAAAUUUGGAGAAAUUGCUGAAAAAUGUCUAGCAGAAGAGGGAAAGAGCAGACCAACAAUGGGAGAAGUUCUGUGGCACCUGGAAUAUGUUUUGCAACUUCACGAGGCUUGGCUGUGGAAGAGUGCAGGGGAAGACUCUGCUUCAGAUAUUCAUGUUCUAGAGACUGUGGAGGAGAGAGGAACUGAAAAUUCUGAAGACCAGACUCGCGUUGAAUCAAAACACCAAGAAGAGGGUGAAUCUGCAACAAGUACCAGCGGCACUACAGAUGCCGUGGCUACUGGAGUAGAUGAUUUUUUCGCAAUUCGUCAGUCAACAAGAAGGUGAAAACCCAAACAAUAGACAGUUGAUUGUAAUGUCUGGACUGUUAUAGGCCUGAAUUCUUUCCAUUUUUGUCACAUGUGUUUGUGAGGACUUCACGACAACCUCAAUCAGCUUUGACAUUACUCAUUAAGCAGAAAGAGCUUAGAAUGGAGAAUGUGAAGAUCUUGGUAAUACCUUCAUGCUGUAUUCUUUUACUCAGAUUAGACCUCAAUUUUUUUUUCAUGCUGAAUGCUUGUUGCUUAGGAUUUAAUGAUUCUUUUAUUUUUGUAUGUACUUCAUGUUUGAGAAAAAUGCCAUUAAGUUGAUGAAUUGGGAUGUAAUGUAUAUUUCACUUUUAUUUCAAUGGAAAAGUAUCUUAUUUGAUGGCACAUUUCCUAACAAGUAGUUAUAUGUCCAAAUUUCUUUGUUGCAUUUUGUAUCUUAAAUUGAAGGAAGUGGAUAUGAUUGAGAUGGGAUAAAGAGCAGGUCAUAAUACGGUUUACCUUUAUGUGGUGGAGUUUAUAAUUUUGAGACUCAUAGUUGUAUAAUGUAAUGGUUUUAUGAGGUUCUAUAAGGGCUCUAAAAGCUCCACUUUU